AUGCACGACGAACUAAAUAUUGAGUCUGAAGAAGGCAGUAUCAUAGAAGAAGAGGAGGCCGACCCGUUGUGGGAACUUGACGAUGAAGAAACACCAGGCUCGUCCAAACGGUCGUUCCUAUUCGGUGACAUGGAGGUUUCUAAAGAACAGACGGAAGUACAUUACUCAAAUGUCCUCUACAGUAAACAUGGCACUCGCCCGAAUUCGGAUAAAGCGGCCAGUAUCGCCUAG
This is a messenger RNA of Haemonchus placei, 231 nucleotides long. NCBI's taxonomy places the organism in Eukaryota, Metazoa, Nematoda, Chromadorea, Rhabditida, Trichostrongylidae. The record is from the annotation of a GenBank genome assembly.